Molecule: messenger RNA, 923 nt
Organism: Trichomonas vaginalis G3
Lineage: Eukaryota; Parabasalia; Trichomonadida; Trichomonadidae
Exons: 1
Source: RefSeq, a predicted model, not a curated record
AUGCGUUUAUUCGUUGGUUACAAAUCAUCAAAUCAAAGCUUUAAACAAUUAGAAGUAGAAACUGAAAGAGGUGAUGCCGGUUAUCUUCAGAUGGAAUGCGCCCGUGAAUCUUUUGCAUUUGCAACAUAUAAACCAAAAUCAGAAAGGAAAGUUAAAAAGUUUGUUCAUUCGUUAUAUAAUAAUGUUCAAAAAUAUGAUAACUCAGUAUGUGGUAAAUAUAUUGACCCUUCAGAAGUUUUCAAGAAAGCAAAUGAUGAAGUUGAUGUCACUUUUGAUAUGAUUAUUCCGGUAAAUGAUUUGUUAGCAUUUCAAGCGUUCGAUGAUUAUCCUAAAUCAUUUGGUGAAAUCAUUCUUAAAUAUUAUGUUUUCAGGGAUACUUUAGUAUUUUGUCAGGUUGACCCGUUAAGAGUUGCUGAUUUACAAAAUUAUGUUUAUGAAAAGAUAACUGAUGAAAAUUAUGAAAAGAUUAUGAAUCAUGUUUAUAAAUAUGAUCGCAAAUUCCAACAAAUCGGACUUUCUGCCAAAUUAAUGACAAGCUUAGCCGCUACAUCUGCUGACGCAACAGUUGAUGACGUUAUUAUUUCAUGCACAAAGAUGGAAGUUUUAGAGGAUAAAUGCAUUACACCAGGAUACGGUUUAAUUGAAGAAUCAGUUAAAGCAAUACCACGUUUAUUUAGUAAGGAAGAUCCAUUCAUGAUUCCAGCUCAACAUAUUGACGUUCGUUCACUAAAUGGAGGUUGCAUCACUCCUGAAGGUAUCAGCUCAGAUUUCUCAUACGCUCUUCAUAAUGUUUCAGAUGUUGUGUUAGCAUUUCCGAAGAAUGCAAUGCAAAGAACAGUUUUAGAAAAUCCAAUGCUUCGAGGUCUUCAGGUCACUAUAGAUUCCAGAAACUUCCCCGAUCAAGCGAUGACCACAGUGGGUGA